Molecule: messenger RNA, 471 nt
Organism: Talaromyces amestolkiae
Lineage: Eukaryota; Fungi; Ascomycota; Eurotiomycetes; Eurotiales; Trichocomaceae
Exons: 2
Coding region: 1-471 (156 amino acids)
Source: RefSeq, a predicted model, not a curated record
AUGGAAGCUAGACAUUCCUUUUCACCUACCGCGAUACCUAAUGGCCAAGAGCGACAAAGCUCUGUGCAGCAGGAACCUGGACUCUCCCAUCAACCCCCUUCCCAAAGCUCCCAGACCUAUACACAGGCACCCUCUGGUACUGGACAUGGGGCCUCCGGGCAGAGCGUAACUACCCAUUCGGAACUCGUUGAGAUUAACGACUCUCAGCCUGACUUUGCCCAUGAGCAUAGGCGAGCCGUAACCCCGGAUCAGCACGAUUCGAGCCACGCGGGUUCGUGGGCAACUGUCGCCCCACAGGCUGACCCCUCCCUCAUCGAGAACGAGCCUAUCCUCUCCCCAAUCCACCGAGCUGGUGCCGCCAUCAACGUCGCAAACCAGAAGAACGCCGGAAAUGACAACACUGAGGCUGUGGGGAUUUUCAAGGCCAGUCUACAUCGCGAGGGGGCGAAAGAACAAUCAGCACUUACCUGA